AUGGACUCAAUCCAAAGUCUCAAGAGCGAUUACCCAUGGAUCGAAACCCCCCUUGUCGUAGGAGCGCCUAUGCGACUCAUCGCUCUGGCUGAUCUGGCUGUAGCCAUCUCGAAAGCUGGGGGCAUCGGCUUCAUCGGCGCCGGCACAGAUGUAUCAGACUUGGAGUCGUACUUGCAGGAUGCUACUAGAUUGAUCAAGGACACCAAUCUCAAAACCACAAACGGUACACUUCCAGUCGGCGUAGGCUUCAUCAACUGGGGCGCCGACCUCUCUGCCGCACUGCCUCUCAUCAAAAAGUUCAAGCCUGCUGCUGUGUGGUUUUUCGCGCCUUCAUCCAUCGCCGCGCUGGCUGAAUGGACAAGCAAGUACAGAGAAGCGAGUCCGCAAACCAAGGUCUGGGUGCAGAUAGGCAGUGUACGAGAAGCGCUCGAUGUUGUGAAGGAGGUAAAGCCGGAUGUGCUGGUUGUCCAGGGUACAGAUGCGGGUGGUCACGGGUUGGCGCAAGGCGCAGGGCUGAUCUCGCUGCUGCCGGAAGUGCACGAUACUGUUUCUACUCAAGUGCCGGAUAAGAAGGGAAGACCAAUUCUUGUAGCAGCGGGAGGUAUUGCCGACGCACGCGGCUUAUCCGCCACACUCAUGCUAGGCGCAAGCGGCGUAGUAAUGGGUACGCGUUUCCUCGUGUCCCACGAAGCCGUCAUCGCGAAAGGCUACCAGGACGAAGUCCUACGCACUUCUGACGGCGGGCAAACGACUGUCCGGACUAAGGCCUGGGACAAUGCACGCGGUACUACGGGCUGGGCGGAGACGUAUAAUGGCAGGGGUAUCAUUAAUAAGACGUAUACGGAUGCCAUGGAGGGUGUGGGGAAUGAGGAAAAUAAGAUGCUGUAUGAAAAGGACGUGGAGAAGGGGGAUGAGGGGUGGGGUGUAAAGGCGAGGUUGUGUACGUAUGCGGGAAGUGCGGUGGGGUUGGUGAAGGAGCUUAAGGGUGCGGGGGAGAUUGUGAGGGAGGUGAGGGAGGGGGCGAGGGCUAGGUUG
Macroventuria anomochaeta is the source of this 1035-nucleotide messenger RNA. Its product is annotated as inosine monophosphate dehydrogenase. Gene Ontology annotation, molecular function: nitronate monooxygenase activity. The record is from RefSeq and is a predicted model, not a curated record. The annotation marks the transcript as partial. The transcript has 2 exons. Lineage: Eukaryota; Fungi; Ascomycota; Dothideomycetes; Pleosporales; Didymellaceae.